Molecule: messenger RNA, 771 nt
Organism: Venustampulla echinocandica
Lineage: Eukaryota; Fungi; Ascomycota; Leotiomycetes; Helotiales; Pleuroascaceae
Exons: 4
Coding region: 1-771 (256 amino acids)
Molecular function (GO): oxidoreductase activity, acting on the CH-OH group of donors, NAD or NADP as acceptor
Source: RefSeq, a predicted model, not a curated record
AUGUCCUCGUACGUUAUCACUGGAGCCUCGCGAGGCAUCGGCGUAGGACUCGCCCAGUACCCUGAUCACACGAGCAUCUCUGACUCAUACAUUGGAACAGUUCGAAUUUCUACGACAGCUCUCAAUCAAUCCAGCAAAUACCGUCAUCGGCCUGCAAGCGAAGCCACCGCGAGAAUCACAGGCGGAACCCUCGACUAUCUUAUUGCCAACGGAGCUCGUCUUCCUGAAGGUUCUGCCUUCGUUAGUUUUGGGGAGAUGGGGAAGAACCCUGCCGCUCUGGAAGAAGAGCUCAUCGCAAAUUGCAAAACCAAUGUUGUUGGGAACGUUCAUCUGUUCAACCUGUUCAUGCCAUUGAUUCUCAAUGGCCAGCAGAAGAAGGUUAUUGCCAUCUCUUCGGGGCACGCCGACCUUGAUCUGAUAUCAAAAUACGAGAUUGAAGUGACUGGGCCUUAUGCUGUCGGAAAAGCUGCCACCAAUGCCGUCGUGUCGAAGUUCAGUGCCGAGUAUGCCAAGGAUGGGGUGCUUUUCAUGAGCAUCAGCCCAGGAGUGGUUGAGACUGGACAUUUCAACCCUGCCGAACUGACGGAGAAAGAGCUGCAGAUUGUUGGUGCAUUGGCAGCCAAAUUCCAAACAUAUGCACCACAUUUUCAAGGUCCGAUGACCCCAGAGGCAUCUGUCAAACAGGUCAUCUCAGUCUACGAGAAAGCGAGCCUCGCAAAUGGAGAUGGAGGCUCCUUCGUUUCUCACCUUGGAACCAAACAAUGGCUUUGA